UGAUUUUUAACUUGUAUAUAGUACGAUCACGACGUUUCCUUCCUCGUCCUUGUGUCUACAAACAAACGUUGUUCUAGUAUUAUAUGACUAUUUAGUAAGAAACACAUUUCCUGUCAAAAUUUUAAAAUGGAGCACUUAUUUAUUAUUAAUCAGUAAACAUUGUACCAGAAUAAUGUGCAUAUAACUGGAAAACAAGGAAUAUAAAUAUCUAAAUAGCCCAUAUGUAAUUGAAUUUCAUCCUUAUAUAAUAUAUGGCGAGUAUAUCUAAGGUUUUCUAAUCUGUCGUUGGCAGAUGAUCCAAAGAUGGUAAUGAAGUCGAAUAGGUGUAACCGAUGUUACUUAGCAACGCUUCUUAUAUCUUGUCUGGCGUUUUUGACUGUUGGAAUUCUAAUUGGCUAUUUCGUAAAGGAUAAUACCACACCAAAUGAUAACGAAACAAAUCCAUCUUUAGGCCUUGCGGGCCAGCCAAGUGUAGAAGAAGCCAUAAGGAAAAUUAUAAACAGAUUAGAUAAAUCAAAGAUUAAAGAAAACCUCAGACUAUACGCCAGUGAUACACGUAUGUCUGGUACCCCUGGUGGAAAUGAAUUAGUACACAUACUGGAAAAAAGUUGGAAAGAAGCUGGGAUCGACAGUGUUAAAACUACCCCUUACGAUGUACUUAUGUCUUACCCUAAUGAUACACAUCCAAAUAAGAUUCAGUUACUUUCUGGAAACACUGUUUUGUUUGAGUCUGCAACAGCAGAAAAGGCAUUAGAUGCUGACAGUAACAAGAAAACUAUUGUAGCGCCAUUUAAUGCGUUUGCAUCCGCUGGAGUAGCAGAAGGCGACCUCGUAUAUGUUAACUAUGCGAGAAUAGAAGACUUUAUGUAUUUAACAAAGAACCUAAGUAUGGAUUUAACUGGGAAAGUAUUGAUUGCUAGAUAUGGGAAGAUAUUUAGAGGAUCUAAGGUAGAAAAUGCACAAAACCACAAUGCCUCAGGAAUUGUAAUGUACACGGACCCGUCCGAUUUUAAUAUGGCAGGAGAAGCUACAUAUCCUAACUCGUGGUGGUUGCCAGAUACUGGAGUCCAACGUGGAACUGUCGGUCCUGAUGGAGAUUUCCUUACCCCAUUUUAUCCCGCAAAAGAUUAUGCUUAUCGUAAAACUGAAAAAGAUAUCGCCGAAUUCCGCAUACCUGCACAACCUAUUAGUUAUGGUGAUGCUGAGAAAUUUCUCAGGGAAUUAAACGGAGUAGAGGCACCAGCAGAUUGGAGGGGAAAACUAAAUAUUACAUACAGAAUUGGAACUGGAUUCUCAAAUGCCAGUUUGAGAGCCAAAUUAAUUGUGAACAACUUCGAAGAAAUAAGGACUAUUUAUAAUGUCAUUGGAUAUAUAAAGGGAUCUGUUGAACCAGAUCGGUAUAUAUUACUGGGGAAUCACUACGAUGCCUGGGUAUUCGGUUCUAUUGAUCCUUUAUCUGGUACAGCAGCAUUAACAGAAAUUAUCCACAGUCUUGGUGAUAUGCUCAAACAAGGUAUAAGACCAAAGCGUACCAUUGUGUUCUGUUCAUGGGGAGCUGAAGAACAUGGUUUAUUUGGUUCAACAGAAUGGGUUGAGGAGUACAUGAAAGUUUUAUAUGAGAGAUCAAUUGCUUACUUAAAUGUAGACUAUGCUGCUGACUAUAACUACGUCCUAACGGCAGGCACCAGUCCAUUGCUGCAAGAUACGUUAUACGAAACCACGAAAUUGAUUGCUAAUCCAGACAAAGCAAGUUCAUAUAAGACUUUAUAUGAUAUAUGGAAUAAGAGAGCACCAGGAGAAAAUGGUGAACCCAGUGUCUACUACUCACUUGGUUCUGGCAGUGAUAUGGCAACAUUUUACCAGAGAGCAGGAGUUCCUAGUGUUGAUAUGUGGUUUACCUACAACUCUGACAAGUGGCCACUUCUGUCAUAUCCCGUAUAUCACUCAGCAUAUGAAACAAUUUACCUUUAUGAAAACUAUAUUGAUCCAGACUAUUCUUACAACUUAGCAAUGGCCCAACUGUGGUCUGGAAUGGCAUGGAAAUUAGCAAACGAUGAUCUUUUAAAGUUUGAUGUGAGGAGGUAUUCCACUGCUAUAACUAAGUUUGUAUCAAACUUAGAAAAUAAGUUUUCUAAAAGUUGGCAUGCACAGAAUGUCAACAUAGAUGCUUUAAAAUCAGCUGCACAGAAUUUAACAGAUAGUGCUAAUAAAUUCCAAACUUAUGUUAAAUCUGCAAGUAUUAAAAGUGCUAUUGACUACAGAAUUAUAAAUGACAAAAUGAUUCAAUUUGAAAGAGCUUUCAUAGAUCCUGAAGGACUUCCUGAAAGACGUAGCUACAAGCAUGUGAUAUUUGCACCAAGUAAAUAUGAUUCGUAUUCAGACAAUGACUUUCCAGGAAUUGUGGAUACAAUGUUUGAAAUAGAAAGCAAUAAAGCAGAUGAUAAAUGGGACCAAUUAAAACAACAAGUUUCCAUAGCAACAUUUACCAUUCAGUCAGCUGCUAAUACUUUAGACGAUGUUGGUCUUUGAUGAUACUUUUAAAAAUUUAGAAAACCUGAAUCUCAGGAUAGUACUUAAAAAUCCUAUACGAAUGGACGUAAUCAAAUUCAUGAUAAUGGAAGGAGAAAGAUAAAGAAAUCCACAUAGAGAAAUUAAAUAUACAGUAAUUGUACUUCACUAGAAAACAUCAUAUGCGUCUCUAAUAAAAGUAAAUGAGAUUGAAAAUAACAAACAGAAGAUAAGUUUUCAACCCUGUUAUUAUUCAGAAAAGAUAAUAUAUACAGUAAUAAACAGAUGAGGCAAUGAAUGCUGAAAUGAAUAAAACUCAGCCAGGAGAUUCAGGCACUUUCAGUUUACUACAUUUUACAACCUACUUAUAAGUAAUUGGUGAUAUUAAGUACAGUUAAAUUUAUUUUUAUAAUUUGUCAUAAAGGUUCACAAGAAACAGUGCUAUUUAAAUGUAAAUGCCAUUAGUUAUAAGUGCUUAUGAAUUUUUGUUUUUCAUUUGUGUGAUAUCUUAAUUUAUUUUUGAGCCAGCAGUCUGUUUGACCUCUUAUUGAUUUUCCUUUUUCCAGUUAAAAAAAACAUUGGAAAUAUAAUUUUUUAAAUAUUUUCAUAGUCACUGAAAUAUUUUCUUUUCACUUAACAACAGGGGUAUAAAAUAUAUAUACAGGGAAAAUAAACAAAAGUAGAAUUUUUAAUAAAUAGCUGGAUUUUAAAUGUUACUAUUAUGUUUUGAAUGUGUGGUAGGAAUGGGUGUGUGAUGCCAUUGUGAAUUAUUGGAAUUAUGUACUGAAUAAUUAUCAAAGCUUAAUAAGAUAAGGCUGCCUGUCAAUUCCUUUACAUUUUUCACAUUAAUGUUAUGAAUUAUUUGUUGAUUUAUUGAUCUAUUCAUUGUUUAUAAUUUAUUUUGUCUUCAAUUUGAAAUUUAAUAAGGCGUUGUUGUUUAAGAGAACUGUGUAGUUAACACAUAAAAACUACAAUUAACUUAUAACUGAAUGUGUGUAUUAUAAAGUUGCAUUGUAUAAAAAAAUAACUUACUAUUUCACAUUACUGUGUCAUUCAUAUAAAAGUUAAUCUUAAGUCAAUUGAGAGAAACAUUUGGCUCUCCUGCUAAUGAUAAAUAAUAACCUACACAAUUUCUUUUCUUUCUUGAGAAGGUCAUUAUUUGUCUCAACGGAAUUCGUGUUUUUUUCUGUAUUUGGAGAAUCUGUGUCUGUGUGUGUGUAUGUGUGUUUGUGCUUUUAAAUUAUUGCAUUCAGAUAUUCCAUUGUAGCUAAGAUCUCGAUUGCGUUUGUCAUCCUUGUGUCAAUGACAUACAUUUGUUGAAUUAUCUCAUGUAGACACACUCAAACAAAGUAUAGUGGGUCUAGUUUGAAAUUUUCAUUUGAUGAGAAUGUAAAUUUUACUGUAAAAGUUUGUGAUUGUCAUUAAAUUAAUUUUUACAUCUUCAAAUGUAAACCUUUUAGUGUCACAAUGAUUUUCAGGUGUGCUAUGUGUACAUUUUUCACAAAUUAAUUCAUGUUAUGUAUAUGUUUAACUUUUGAGUUUCAUUUGUAUUAAUUGAAUUUAUUUCAUGUAAUAUUUUUCACUGGUUACACUGUUUUGAAUUUUGGUUAUCAUAAUAAAGAUUCAAACAUA
Mytilus trossulus (common blue mussel) is the source of this 4140-nucleotide messenger RNA. RefSeq names its product putative N-acetylated-alpha-linked acidic dipeptidase. The transcript has 20 exons. Lineage: Eukaryota; Metazoa; Mollusca; Bivalvia; Mytilida; Mytilidae. The record is from RefSeq and is a predicted model, not a curated record. Bases 304 to 2529 code for a protein of 741 amino acids. Gene Ontology annotation, molecular function: carboxypeptidase activity.